UGAUUGAUUGGGACAACACGUUGUUGGCUUUUGGCGCAUGGGUGUGAUUCACAACAGUACUCGUACCCCUCUAUGCCCCUCAGCUCAUUAUAUAAGAAAAGUGGAGGAGAUAUCUGACAGUCUACAACCUUUGAAUUGACAUACCUUUUUGCUUCUCCACGAAAUACAACUUCUUGUCCAAUCUCCGUCCCAAGAGUCGCCAUAUUGUACAAGAGACUUGCCUUGGAUCAGAUAUCUAGGUGGAAUCAGAGGACGAUACUUGCCCGAUACUGAAAUUGGCUUACGGGCUCUCAACUGCUUGGCUUGGUAUCUUGUGCAGAUAUUGUACUGGACAGGUGUACAAGAUGAAGUCAUAUCUGGAUCUGAUCAAGGAAUGUGAUGCGUAAGUUGAGAAUUUUUGGUUUGGAUAUUUGUGCAUUUUCCAACGUUGAACUCAUCAGCUAGGCAGCUCUUGGUAUAUAUAAUAUUGAUAUGAUUCAAUCUCCACAUGUUUCUAACAGACUUUCUAUCUACAACUUCCUUGAAUUCCAAGGGCGAUGUCUGCACAUCUAUACCCUUCCUUAUCAAACUGCUCUUCUCAAGAUACAUGUAUUAACACAACCACAGAUUUCCCUACCCUGGAACUCCCGAACACAACACCCUCAUCUCAACACUCUGGACCCUAACAACCACCUCACCAAACCAUGCUGACCCCAUUCCCGUGGGCUACCUCCUGGAACCCCUCGCCAAAAAGCUCAUCGAAGCCCUCACCGCAACCGAGAGCAAGAACGACCCCUCCAACCCUCCCACAGGCACCCCAGAAUUCGAAAUCAACACCUCAACCCGCACCAUAAAAGCCUUCACCCAGCCCACCGAAAGCUUGCGUUCCGCCGCCGUCGCAAAGAUCCUAAGAACAUGGGGUGACCACCAAACCUUCUCCGUCCUCUCUGGCUGGCGCAACGAGCUCUACCCCAUCUACGGACCCAACAACGAGUUACUAUUUACCAUGGAGCGCAGCGCCAGUCCCUUAUUCGGGAUCAACACCUAUGGCGUACACAUGACAUGCUACACCCCAAUUAGCGACCACGAAAAAACCACAUCCGGCUCAGCGUUCGAUUUCAAACUCUGGAUCCCGCGCCGGAGCAGGACGAAACAGACGUAUGGAGGGAUGCUCGACAACACCGUCGCAGGGGGAAUUUCCUCUGGCGAAAACCCCUUUGAAAGCAUCAUUCGCGAAGCCGACGAGGAGGCCUCGCUGCCUUCUGAGCUGGUUCGCGCGAAUAUCCAGCCAAAACGGACGGUUUCUUAUAUCCAUGUCCGUACCGCGGCGGCGGGUGGGGAAACGGGCCUCAUCAUGCCAGAGAUACAAUAUAUCUAUGACCUGGAGUUACCGAACGAUUUCAUCCCAAAGAUCAAGGACGGCGAGGUGGAGGCGUUUUAUUGUUGGACGGUUGAGGAGACCAUCGGGCAUUUGGUGAGGGGAGCGUUUAAACCGAAUUGUGCGCUUUGCUUGGUGGAUUUCUUUAUGCGGAGGGGGGUUUUGACGAGAGUUGAGGAGGGAGAGGGGCAGUGGGAGGUGAUGGAGAGGGGGUGUCAUAGGAUUUUACCGUUUGCUGUUUGGGCUGCUUCUGGGGAGAGUGAGAGUUGA
Hymenoscyphus albidus is the source of this 1627-nucleotide messenger RNA. The record is from the annotation of a GenBank genome assembly. NCBI's taxonomy places the organism in Eukaryota, Fungi, Ascomycota, Leotiomycetes, Helotiales, Helotiaceae.